UGCGGUAUCGCAGCACUUUCCAGGGAGUUUCGGUGCAGCGGGAGUGGCGCUCCUGCGCCAAGGAAAGUGACAGAAUAAUUAUCCACAAUAAUGGCGACGAUGGUGGACGAUCAGAAUUCGAUUGACAUGAAUGAGGAUAAGGAUUCGGCAUUCGACCAGGUCACGCACAAUUGGGUGGACAUCACGCAAGAAUUUUUCGAGGCGAUCACAGAGUUGGAGCUGGGAGAACUGUUGCACGAUGAGCUAUUUGGAUUAUUUGAGGCCAUGUCCGCCAUUGAGAUGAUGGAUCCAAAAAUGGACGCUGGCAUGCUGUGCAAUCGAGGGAACAACAAACCAUGCACCUUCACUCAGGCGGUGGAUUCAGGCGCGAUCAAAUUGGACAAAUUUACGUCUGCCGAAAUUAUUGGGAUAAUCGAUUCUACGUACGCAUGCAUAGUAUCCUGGCUGGAAGGUCACAGUCUUGCGCAAACCGUCUUCACGAACUUGUAUCUGCACCAGCCCACGCAAAUAUUGGAUAAGCCGUUGAAGGUCUUCUGUUAUGCGGUGUACAAGAUAAUUGACAUAAUCAAAGACUGCAUUAACAAAGCUUUGGUAUUCGAGGAGGAAGAUUUUCAGAGCGUUACAUAUGGGUACAGAUUGCAGCAAGAUAUCACGGAACAGAAGAUGAUAUCGAUGCUGCGGGAAGUUGAAGAGGAGCUGCAUCGAAAGAGUAGAAUAAAGCUCGUCGACGUGGAGUCUGAGAAAGAGUACAAUGAUGGAAUAGCCCUCUACACAAGAAUCCGAUUUACUAAAGUAUUCUAUCAAGUGCUGACCUUGAUGGGUCGCAAGCAACAGCUGCAGCAAAAUUUGUCUGAUUGCCAGAGAUUGCUGUCUAAUUGUUCCGAUAUGCUUCAGAUUACGAUUGCGACGGUGACUCGCGGGGAGAAAGCUAAUGAAGUCUCCAAUCAUCCGAAUAUUAUGGGAUUUGAUCCGAUGGUAAAUCAGAGAUUGUUGCCGCCGACAUUUCCUCGGUAUACAAAAAUUAAACCAAGGAUAGACGCUUUGGAAUACCUGGCCGAACUGAUAAACAGGUUCAAGAUGGUCAUCAAGAUCACGAAUCACACUGGCUUCCACUCGGCCUUGGACUUUUUCUUAGAAUUCUCGCGUCAGAGUCCGUGCAUAUUAUCUAGGUCCAUGCUGCAAAUCGUUUACUUGCCUACCACUAAUCGCGUGUUCGGCGUGCAUAAUUUCGCGGACGUGCUGCGAGACGCGGCACGAAAUUUUGUCGCGCCACCUUCGCUGAUGCCAAAGAGCAUGUUACUUCAGAAUUAUCAGGCCAAGGAGUACGUUGAAAGCUUUCUGUCGCAUUGCGUCAGCUUGUUCGGGAGCCUGUUACAGCUCAGUGGUCACAAUAGGGCGAGGCAAAGGGACAAGUUGGCCCACUUGUUGGAGGAUUUUGCAGCGCUGCAAGAUGAAGCAGAGAGGGUUGAUGGGUACUUACACACUCUAUCUAUAAAAAGUGAACCACCAAGGUCUCACUUGGCCUGCUUUGGUACCUGGAUUCUGUAUCACACAUUACGCGUGAUGGUUAUGUAUCUGUUAAGUGGCUUCGAGCUUGAGUUAUAUUCCGUGCACGAAUAUCACUACAUCUUUUGGUAUCUGUACGAGUUCCUGUACGGUUGGCUUGUAUCCGCGAUCACGCGGGCCGAUACGUUCUUAAUGGAGCAGGACGUGCACAACGAUACGCACAAGGGCAGGGGCGGCAAGAAGAGUUCUAAAAAUAAGAAAAAGAAAUCGACGCCGCGGCCGUACAACUUGGAAAUUCUGAUAUAUCAGGCGUUACAGAAUAUAUGUGGCGGAUAUUACAAAGCCUUAGUCGGUUUUCGCAUGGACGGAAAGAUACCGCUGCCAGAGAUGCAGUUCGACUCCGAGCGAGUGAGAUACGAGCACAGAUUAUUGCCGUUCUCCUCUUUGUUGACUCCACCGCCCGUCCACUAUCAAGAAUUUCUAGAUAUGACGAACGCCCAGAUGCACAAGAGGAAUGAAAAAGUUACCAGCGAGAUGCAAUACGUCGCUGGCUGCCGACAUUUCCAUCAAGCAAGAAAUAUGUUGGAGCGCGCGUUAUUGCUUUAUCCAUCAAACAAUUUGAUGGAGAACGAGAUCAACACUUUGCUGAAAGUAGCGAAGACGAACUUCGUGGUGCUAAAGUUGCUGGCUGACGGACACAAGAAAGACUCGAAGAAUCCGCCGGUUUUUGAUUUCUCUUGCCAUCGACAUUUCCCUCUGAUCAAAAUAACUUAAACUGUAUAUCUGUAUCAAUCAUUUUUCAUAAUAUAAAGGACACGUUAUUUAUUUUAGUUUUACUUGUACGGAAAAAGAUGUACCUGUCUUCGCGACUGAAUUUUUAUAUUUUCAUCCCAGGCGCUUUUCAGUGAUCUCCUUGUUCUAUGUAUUUCCUUUCACCACAUAUCUUCAAGCACAAUUGUAAAUCUUGACUCUUUCAGGUUUAAAACGUGUAUGUCUCAACGAAAUGAAAAUUUCUUGAAAGAGUUGAAAAAUAUAUCUGGUGCUGUUUUAAGUAUAAUCUUAUGCGUUGGAAAGUAACAACGUUUGUACAUACGUUAGAAGAAAUUGCAUCCUUAAGACAGAAGUCUAGCAAGUCUAGAGUAUUACGAAAAUGAUUGUAUUAGCUUUAAGAAUGACAAGUUGAUGUGAACUGUAAAUACGUUAAGUAAUAUAGGAAAUGAUAAAAGAGUCUCAAAUAUAUGUUUUUCUCGUAUACUA
This is a messenger RNA of Ooceraea biroi (clonal raider ant), 2763 nucleotides long. It is a transcript of the gene Naa35, whose product is annotated as N-alpha-acetyltransferase 35. NCBI's taxonomy places the organism in Eukaryota, Metazoa, Arthropoda, Insecta, Hymenoptera, Formicidae. Gene Ontology annotation, cellular component: NatC complex. Gene Ontology annotation, biological process: N-terminal peptidyl-methionine acetylation. The record is from RefSeq and is a predicted model, not a curated record.